UUCGGCCACAUGUCGCGCAGGUCUUCCCAUCGGACGCUGCGCCACCUCCUCGCGCUGCUGUACGAACCUAGAUCAGCGACGCCCCGCCUCCUGUCUCACUCCUCACCUCCCUGCCCCCUCCAGUUUCGCGUCUCCUUGCUGGCGCUCCCGCUAUAAUCACGUGAUUGCUUCAUCCGGGUCCUUUGCGUUCUCUCUCCCUCUCCCAACAUGGCGGCCUCAGCAAAAAAGAAGAAUAAGAAGGGAAAGACUAUCUCCCUAACAGACUUUCUGGCCGAGGAUGGAGGGACUGGCGGAGGAAGCACCUAUGUCCCCAAACCAGUCAGCUGGGCUGAUGAAACAGAUGACUUGGAAGGAGAUGUUUCAACCACUUGGCACAGUAAUGAUGAUGAUGUGUAUAGGGCACCUCCAAUUGACCGUUCCAUCCUACCCACUGCUCCACGGGCUGCUCGGGAACCCAAUAUUGACAGGAGCCGUCUUCCCAAAUCACCACCCUACACAGCUUUUCUAGGGAACCUGCCCUAUGAUGUGACAGAAGACUCCAUUAAGGAAUUCUUUAGAGGAUUAAAUAUCAGUGCAGUGCGUUUACCACGUGAACCCAGCAAUCCAGAAAGGUUAAAAGGUUUUGGUUACGCUGAGUUCGAGGACCUGGAUUCCUUGUUCAAUGCCCUGAGCCUCAAUGAAGAGUCUCUAGGUAACAGGAGAAUUCGAGUGGACGUUGCUGAUCAAGCCCAGGAUAAAGACAGGGAUGAUCGUUCUUUUGGCCGAGACAGAAAUCGGGAUUCUGACAAAACAGAUACAGACUGGAGGGCGCGCCCUGCCACAGACAGCUUUGAUGACUACCCACCUAGAAGAGGCGAUGACAGCUUUGGAGACAAGUAUCGAGAUCGUUACGAUUCAGACCGAUACCGUGAUGGUUUUCGGGACAGUUACCGUGAUGGCCCACGCCGGGACAUGGAUCGGUACAGUGGCCGGGACCGUUACGAUGACAGAAGCAGCAGAGACUAUGAUAGAGGCUAUGAUUCCAGGAUAGGCAGUGGCAGAAGAGCAUUUGGUAGUGGGUACCGUAGGGAUGAUGACUACAGAGGAGGCGGGGACCGCUAUGAGGACAGAUAUGACAGACGUGAUGACCGGUCCUGGAGUUCCAGAGAUGACUACUCUCGGGAUGAUUAUAGGCGUGAUGAUAGAGGUCCCCCCCAAAGACCCAAACUGAAUCUAAAGCCUCGGAGCACUCCUAAGGAAGAUGAUUCCUCUGCUAGCACCUCCCAGUCCAGUCGAGCGGCCUCUAUCUUUGGAGGGGCUAAGCCUGUUGACACGGCUGCUAGAGAACGAGAAGUAGAGGAGCGGCUACAGAAGGAACAAGAGAAAUUGCAGCGGCAGCUGGAUGAGCCAAAAUUAGAACGGCGGCCUCGGGAGAGACACCCAAGCUGGCGAAGCGAAGAAACUCAGGAACGGGAACGGUCAAGGACAGGAAGUGAAUCGUCACAGACUGGGACCUCAGCCACUUCUGGCAGAAGUAAGUCAGAUCAGGAUGUGCGAAGAAGAGAGAGUGAGAAGUCUCUAGAAAAUGAAACACUCAGUAAGGAGGAAGACUGUCACUCUCCAACUUCCAAGCCUUCCAAACCCGAACAGCCUCUAAAGGUAAUGCCAGCCCCUCCACCAAAGGAGAAUGCUUGGGUGAAGCGAAGUUCUAACCCUCCUGCUCGAUCUCAGAGCUCAGACACAGAGCAGCAAUCCCCUACAAGUGUUGGGGGCAAAGUACUUCCAGCUCAGCCAUCUGAGGAAGGACCAGCAAGGAAAGAUGAAAAUAAAGUGGAUGGGGUGAGUAUCCCGAAAGGCCAAAGUGGGAACUCCGGCCGGGGUCCAGGAGACGGAGGGAACAAAGACCACUGGAAGGAGUCAGACAGGAAAGAUGGCAAAAAGGAUCAAGACUCCCGAUCUGCACCUGAGCCAAAGAAACCUGAAGAAAAUCCAGCCUCUAAGUUCAGUUCUGCAAGCAAGUAUGCUGCUCUCUCAGUUGAUGGUGAAGAUGAAAACGAGGAAGAAGAUUACACCGAAUAGACCUCUACAUCCUGUGCUUUCUCCGAGUCUCUCUCUACCCUGGAACAUCGAGAGCAAAUCAAACCUCUAUCCAGACAAGACAAAAUAAAACUCACCAUCUCCUGGAGACCUUUCUUAACUUUUUUUUUAAAACAAUGAAAUGAAAUGAAAUUCUUUUGCAUGCUGCUGCAGCCUUUAAAGUAUUGAACUAACUGGAGAAUCGCCAAUAUAACCAGAGAGAAAGACAUAUUUUAACGGAAAAGUUGUGCGGUUUUAUACACAUGCAGUUGCCUGUGUGAUUAGUGCCUAGAGGACUCCAUUUAGGAAAACGGCAGUGACAGUGAUACAAUGUCUGGAAUCUGGUUGGGCAGUGGGGCAGGUAUGAAGAAGAGUGUGAGAUUCUUUAAUUCUUAUCCUAAUGUGGCAUAUAUUAAUUCUCAAACAUCUAAAUAAAUUCUCCAUUCUUGGAAAGGUAGGUUUAGUCUCUGAAAUUUUAGUCUCCAGGAGGCUGCCAGCCCCUCCUCUUAUUUAAUUCUGAGUUAGUGGGGCCAGCCUAGGGGGAAUUCCUUCAUUUUUACCCCCCAGGGGGGUAGCUGGAAGUGAGUCUACAGGCCACUGAAGAAUAGGACUGCUUGGUGACCAAAAUAAGUGGGGAAAUCGUGGUUUUAAAAGAAGCUUUGAGGAGGUGAUGAAUUAUUUUGCACCAGUAAUAGGGAAAAAUGGUAUGACCUCCAAUGAAUACAUGAGUGGUUACUUCCUGCAGCAGGAAGCACUUGGGGGGGUGGGAAUUCCCAGGUCUCUUACGUGUCCUGGUUUUGCCCUUUCUUAAACAUUAUCCUUUUUCAAACUUCAGCUCAAUCCACAUUUUGCUGAAAUCUUGAAGCUUUACAAAUUUAGACUCAUCUCAUGUUCCUCAUCUCCUCUUUCCUCUUACCUCCCAAAAAACAGCUUCUCUUUAAGCCACAUACCCAGUCUCCUAGGCAUUCUGUAUCAGCCCCUGGGAGCUGUCAAAUGAGGAAUCACUGCUUUUCUCAAGUAAAUCUUGGCUUCUUUGUCUUUUGACUCUCCUAUCCAUUCCUGCUCCUGCUUCUUUGACCCCUUUUACACCUCAGAACAUUCUGGGAUUGAUGGUCUUACUUGGUGAGUGAGGGCAGAUAAACAGGGACAGUUAAAGCUGGGAGCCUUUCUUGUGACCUUGAUUAGGGUUUUUGUUUCGGGCUUUUUAUUUUGUGGGUUGUUGUUGGGGUUGGGUUUUCUUUUCCCCCCUUUUUUUUUCUUUUUUUUUUUUUUUAACAUGUUUCCUUCUUCACUGAAAUCCCACACCAAUGUUCAGAUUUAUAAUGUGGCCUAGACCAAUGUGUGGUUUGGUUUGGUUUGGUUUUUUAGCCUCCCUUGAGAAUAAAUGAUAAUGGAGAGAACUAUUUAACAAGGUCCUGGUUUCUCUUGCAACACAGUAGCUUGACUUGCCUGCUUUCAUGUGCACCUUUGUACUGUCAGUGCGGUAGGUAGUAUCUUCAUGGGCAGUGUGGGUACCUACAGAGAAAUUGCACCUUGGUCUCCUGUUUGCAAGCCCUUCUCCCAUCAGUCUUAGAUUAGGCCCUGUCCAGCCACACAGGGGUGUUGGUUUACGAGUGCUGCAGCAGUGGGCAUAACAAAUCAUUUACCCAGUGGAUAUAGAAGACAUACCAAGUGAAAUAACUUUAAUAAUUGGCUUGGAUGGCUAGUAGCUAGGAAGUGGCUUUUAAGGAGAUACCCAAGGUUGGAAGGGGUUUUUCUUUAGAAACCACUUGCUGUAGAUGAUGACGAGAUAGGGUUUGCCUUCUUCAAGUCUCCUUCCAAAUAGUUGUAUCCAAAAAGGCUUUUUUUUUUCCCCACUCCCCUACCUUGGCCCCUGUUAAAACAGAAACAGGGAUUUAUGUCCCACUCCUCAAUACAUGUAAAAUUUGUACAAAAAUAUCUUCUAUGAAAAUGAUUUGUAAUCUGUAGACUUACUACCUGGGAGAUGUCUUGAGAUGUGAAUCCCAUCCUUUGGGUUGUGGGGUUUUUUGUUUUCUCCAAAUAAAUCUAAUCUUUAAAGUUCA
This is a messenger RNA of Phyllostomus discolor (pale spear-nosed bat), 4118 nucleotides long. It is a transcript of the gene EIF4B, whose product is annotated as eukaryotic translation initiation factor 4B. The transcript has 15 exons. The coding region runs from base 208 to 2058 and encodes 616 amino acids. Gene Ontology annotation, molecular function: RNA binding. Lineage: Eukaryota; Metazoa; Chordata; Mammalia; Chiroptera; Phyllostomidae. The record is from RefSeq and is a predicted model, not a curated record.